AUGAUAUUCGGCCACCUUUUAAAAACUUUGUUGCCCAUUAUUUUUGCGGCACGUGCUGCUUCUUCGCUUCCUACAUGGCCACAGAAAACAAACACGAGUCUCAUUAAUCCAGUCAUCAUUCACCAAUUCGAGCCGGUAGCGUGGUUGGAGAACUUAUAUGUACGACCCAAUGGCCAGCUGCUUAUCAAUAGCCAAUCGGCUCCAGAGCUUUAUCUCAUCGAUCCUACCCAUCCAGAAAAAAAAGUUCUCAUUCACGAAUUUCCCAAUACCAAUCCAGGUUUGAGUGGUCUCGGCGGCAUUAUUGAAACAAGUCCAGAUACCUACGCGAUCGUUUUAGGUGAUUUAAAUCACACUACUGUUUCAGGCUUCAAGGGCACGUUUUCUGUCUGGACAAUCAAUCUGGAAAACUAUCCGUACGAAGCACCAGCAGUGAAGAAGGUUGCUUCGCAUCCUGACUGGACUUUCCUAAAUGGUCUGACUCGACUUGAGGACCCCACUGUCAUUUUAGGUUGCGAUUCCUUCGACGGCACGGUUUAUCGCAUCGAUACCAUCACUGGCGACGUCUCGGUCACAAUCCGCCCGGAUAAUACCACAAUUCCCCCCAAUGGACAGCAGUUCUUCAUUGGCAUUGAUGGUAUCCGGGUCUUCAAACCUAGGCACUCUAAAACAACAUUUCUAUACUACAACAAUUACGUCGGUCAAGGAUACUACCGAGUACCCAUAGAUGCAUAUACUGGCAACUCGAUCGGGCCUGUUGAAGUCCUCGCGACAAAUCUCGGGCUGGGCUUGGAUGAUUUGGAGAUUGAUGCAUACGGCGCGUCCUGGAUUUCUGCCGCUCAUGCUAACCGCAUCGUGCGGGUCGGACCUGAAAAUGCUGUCAAUACGGUCGCCGAAUCUCCGGAUGUCAGAUUUAUCACAGCCGUACGUCAAGGGCGCACUUGCUACGAUAAUUCCAGAUUUUAUUUUGCAACGGGGCAGGGCAAGGUGGGUUAUAUCGAUGGGUCCGCAUGGUUAUAAGCGAAGUAGUGUCAACGUCUAUGGGCAACCUGAAGCAGGCCGUAAGGCGCCAGUACAACUAGAUUUUACUUUCUCGGC
Cucurbitaria berberidis CBS 394.84 is the source of this 1095-nucleotide messenger RNA. RefSeq lists its product as uncharacterized. The transcript has a single exon. The record is from RefSeq and is a predicted model, not a curated record. Bases 1 to 1017 code for a protein of 338 amino acids. Lineage: Eukaryota; Fungi; Ascomycota; Dothideomycetes; Pleosporales; Cucurbitariaceae.